CACGGUUUCAAAAUGGCCGGUAUCAGCCGUGCCUGGCGACUCUCCGCAGUCAGUUUAGCUGCUGCAGGCGGAGCUUUUAAGAUAUCCCGAGAAAUCUCGAGCAAAACGAAAGAAACCACACCAGAAUCAAAUUUAGAGUUGGUCUUGGUUCAAAUGGCAUUUAGACAUGGCGCAAGAACUCCAGUCUUUCGUCCUCCUUGUGAAGAAUUAGAACUGGUAACUUGGACGGCCGAUCUUCUGGGAACACUUCCACACACAGAUGUGGCUUAUGAGCUUAAACAUGUGUCUGGAGGACCUUGUCCAGUAUCUGAAAGCAAAGAAAGAUUAUUGAAGAGACUUUUAAAGGUUUGAACUGCUUUAAUAUUUCUCAAAUUAAACCGGCGACCGGUCCAAUAAGAAUGCUUACGUUGCAUAAACGAAAAUGGCACUAUUUCGCGACUUUUCAACAGCGAUAAUUGAAAAACAGCUGAGUAUCAGUAUUUGGACUCCGGCUUUUCUUAUGUUACCGCUAUAUUAGAGUAUGCAUUAUUAAGUGUGCGAUACAGGUGUCACCGGUGGCUGUGUGAUCCACCUGUAACACGAGAGCCUCCCCCUCCCCCUCCCCCCAAACUUAAGUGCAAAAUUUCUGGAUCAAAUAAACCUCUCUCUCUCUUUCUUACAGCCCAAAAACUGUUGUUAUACAGUCAUCCCUCUCUAAAGCUGUUUCUCACUAGCGACAGAGUCGAAGUCAAAGUGGUAAGAGAAGUCAUAAGAGCGCUUAUGACCUAGUGAAAAUAAAAAAAUCAGAGUCAUAAGUGCAACGGAAUUGGAGUCAGAAGAAUCAGAACGUUUCCAUUUCUUCCGACUCCGCUUACGACUCUGUCACUUAUGUUCCACUUGUGAUCUAGUGAAAACCAGAUUGUCGGAGUUGGAAGCAGAAGCAGAAGGACAAACCAAUCACAAUGCAUGUUCCCAUGCUUUGUGAUUGGUUUAGUUCCUCUGCUUCUUCUUCCGACUCCAACAACCUGGUAAACUUUCACUAGGUCAUAAGCGGAAGGUAAGCAACGGAGUCGUAAGUGGAAUCAGAACACUGUUUUCACUAGAUCAUAAGCUCUACACCUCUGAUCACAACUCCGACUACGGCUCUCGCGCUAGUGAAAAUCAGCUUUAACACAGACACCUUUGGGACACAAAUGGCAUAAUCCUAAAUGUAAUCCCAACUGACUCUGUAAGAUUUGUUACAGUGUUUCUGUUUUUCUUCAGGGAGGAAUUCCAGCUGGACAGCUUACAAAAGUAGGACAACAACAAAUGUAUGAAUUAGGGAAAAAGCGAGGAAAACUGUAUGUGGAUAACCUGAAGUUUUUACAGGAAACCUACCAUCCUGAGGAGAUUUAGUAAGUUUUAAGAAUAACAUUGUGUAUUAUCACACUACUUAUUAACAAGUAAUAACUGAAAGUUACAGAGUGUAGGUAAAAACAAUUGAAGGUCAAAUGUACAUAAUUUUGCUCCAAUGCUAAACUUAAAUCUGAUGUUGGUCGUUUGCUGUAUAUUUUGUGGUUCAAUUUUAUCCUUGGUUUAAAUUUUAUUUCCUUUUGUUUUCGGGUAUGGUAUUGUAUGAUAAUGAGUUUAAAACAAAGGGAAAUAAAAUUUAAACCAUUAAGGAUAAAAUUGAACCACAACAUAUACGUGAAGCUUAGACUCUCUAUCAUCACUUUCAAACUCAAGUUUGAACAUUCCGUUAUUUUUUGAGGUGUGUUACAUUGGUAUGAGUGGACAGAAUUGAAUCACCCUGGCUUAAUAUAAAUUGAAGGGAAUUUUCUGUUCUGUAGAAGUUGAAGAACCACUGUAUUUCUCAGUAACAGUAACUUUUAACUUACUAUUUGAAUGUAUUUAUUUUUUAGUACUCGUACAUCAGAUUUUCAAAGGACGAUAGACUCAGCCAGAUGUGUUUUAGCAGGCAUGUUUGGAAAGGAACGGUUGAAAGGUUUGUUGUUUAACCAUUGAUUAUGCACUUAUUGCUGUUUAAUGUUAAAGAUGUGUCUGAUAAUUAAAUUUAAUGGAUAUGCUCUUAUUGGCCAACUAAUAUCAAUUACUCAUUGCUAAUAUGUGCAAAUAUCUCCAAGAUGACAAUAAUGUUACACUACUCCAGAGCAGUGCAGACAUGCACAUGUAGUGAUACAUCAGACAGUAUUGUUUCUUUAAAGAAAAACCAGCAGUUGCCUAAAUUUAAGGUUUUAAACUCCUCCAGGGUCUAGGCUAGAAUGCGUGUAAACUGAAACAACAUUUUGCCCUUUCAGUCACGAGUCGAAUUUCAUGUAUUUCCUUACCCUGAUAUAUAAAAAACGAAAUGUUCAACCAGUUACAUAAGCCCUUAACAUAAUGUGGUGAUGUACUUGUCCUUGUAAAAAAUUAUCAAUGGUGGGAUCACUGAAAAAUUUGUACAAGGGUGUGAUCGCAGACAUUCCAUCCCUCCAAACCUUAUCAAAGGUGCUAGAAAUGAAAGCCCAUAGUUUUAACUUGGACUAACAGCUUUGAAUGGGGGAGACUAGGUUGAUGGGCUUGUUUCUUUUCCAAGAUGUAUUAUUAUUAAUUAGCACAUUAAAGUUAAAACCAAGGAUGUUUUUUGGGAGCUUUUGUCCAGCAAUUUUGCAACUGUUUAGGCUGCCCAAGGCAUUAAAUAACACAGUUUUGCUCAAUAUUCUGAUAGUCCUCCAAGCACUUGUGGCCUGCAGUAAGCCUCAUUAAAUCUUCCUGUUGAUCUACAUGUAUUUCCAGUACAACAACAACAACUUUAUUGCACAUGAAAAAGUUUACAAGUAAGAAAUUAAAGUAAACUUAAAAUGAAAAAGGAAACAUUUCACCCAACCUGCAGUUUGCUAAGCUAAUUUGAGGAAGAGGUGGAGUGGACAUAAAAGACAAAACAAGAAAAAUUAGGCAUAAUAAUAAUUUUACAAAGGGAACAAAAUUUGAUACCCUCGACUAAGAAUAGUUAAAUUUAUUAUAUACAAUACAUCUGUUUUGAAGAGCCUGGGUAUUGUUAUUGCAGUUAAUGUAUUUAUUUACCCAAAACUGAGGAAGAUCUGGGGGUUGAUUUGUUUCAGAAUUAACAAUGUACACAGAACAUGAAGAAAAAGAGUUCUUGUACCCAAAUGUAUCUCACUGUAAAGCUUUGAAAAACUGCUGGAAGUAUUUUCAGCAUGCCAAAGGCUUGGACCACAUAAAGGGAUUUGAUGAUAGGCAGGAAAAGCUUGAACAGGCUUUGAAUAUGAACGGAGACAAUAAAUUAUCUUCAAUUCACCUAAAGGAUAUUGUGUCUGCAAUGAUGGUAAGUGCAUACACGAUGUUAAUUUUGACCUUAAUUCAAUUAGGAUUUUUCUGCAUAUCAUAUAUUUAGCUUUUAUUGUAAUUUUUUCGCGUCAGUUCUUCGUUUAGCUGCGCUUGGUCCGGUUUACAGUUUAAUGUUUGGGUUUUGCUCGUCCUAGUUUUUCGUCCUUAUCUCGCUAUCGUCUUGUAAGUAUCUCGUUUGUUUCAUUCGCAUUUCUAGAUUGCCUUAUUGCUUUCGUUCAGUUUGUAGGUUGUUUUAUCUUGACUUUGUAUUUGUUUAAUUGUUAUUUUUCAGUACCGCUAUACUUCGCUGUACUUCGUUAUACUUCACAUCGGUUCACUUGUUUCCCUGCACCAGUUGUAGAAGUUCUAGAAUAAAGUUUGUGUGUUAAAAACUUUAGCGCGUAAAGGCUGCGACUAUAGACGCCAAGAUAGGCUUACAGUAUACUUAAUUUUUUUUAUUUUUCUCUUUAUUUUUACUCCACAAUUUGUACCUUGCUCUGAAAGCUUCCUUUUAAUACGCUGGAUACAUAAUGUUAGGUCUUCGAUCUUAUCAUUAACCCCUGUGUAAUUAUUUGUCAGUUACUCAUACUGAGAAAGUCUGAUUGCCUGAAAGUAAAUCAAGUUAAACUCAAAUACAUUUUUUCAAUUUGCAGGCUCAUAACAUGGAAGUUCCAAAAAAUAUUCUUCAAAACUUAAAUUUAAUAGAAGAACAAGCUCUGCAGCUAUUUCUCUCACUGCAGUAUGGAGUUAAUUCAGGAAAUAGGUGAGUAAUGUUACCUGCUAUAAACUUCACUUAGCUACACUCUACAAGGGUUUUUGUGAACUGCUCGUGGUAAUGUCAUCAGACUGUCCCCUGGACAGGAGAUACUCUCUAAAAUAGCCUAUAAGGGGAGGCUCCCCAGGGGGGGUACUCGGGAUCUCAAGUGACGGGGAUGAUCGAAUGGACCAGAAAGUCAAGACCCAAAAAAAUCCCUAGGGCUUCCAGCAAAACCCAAAAAAAUCCCUGGACCAAAAAUUAACCCCCAAAAAAUCCCAUGCCUAACACGUGCGAUAUAAAGCGACACCAUAGUUAACUAUUAAACAACAGCAAAAUACGUUUGUUUGUACUUUAUUAGCAGAACUACGCAGCCAGGGCACUACCGAUUCUUUUUAAUACCCCCAAAAAAUCCCUACUCGAAUCAAGCUACCCCAAAAAAUCCCGGAAUCGAAAAUUUCAAACCCAAAAAAUCCUUUGAUCAUCCCCGUCACUUGAAAUCCUGAGUACCCCCCCUGGGGGAGGCUCUGCCUGAAAGGGGUACCUUUUCAGGCCUCAGGUAUAUGAAAGGAUUGGAAUUUCACGAUUUGAAGGAUUAAAGAAGGUAGGGAAAUUUGUCAUUCCAUCUUUAUAAAGACCUAAAAUUGCUAUUCUGGAAAAAAUUUAUGGCUGUAAAAAAGUCGGGAAAAUUUCCUGGUUUUGUAAUUUUUUCAUAUUUCAAGAUGGUGCAUUUACAGAAGUUAAAAGGGUUGCAAUAUUCUAAACUGGAUAUGUGAGAGGGGUACCAUUUGUCAAUGGAAGGUAUACAAAAGGAAAACCUUUUGUUGUAAAAAUGGUAUAUAAAAGGGUAAGGCUGGUUGGACCUCGAGGCAGAGCCUCCCUGUGUGAAACAUUGUUGAGUACCCCCCAGGGAAUCUAUCUUUCCCUAAUUAUGAGGCAAUUGUGCCUUGUGAGCAGAAGCUAUAUUUUUGCAGUGUGAGCUUGUGUGCGAAAAGUAGCCUCUGCCAACAACCGUUCAAAUCUGUCCAGAAAUCUGGACAAAUAAAUUUUAAAAACAAGGUUUUUUUCCUGUCCUUAACCGGUUUAGAGCAUUGAGUGAGUCUUGUGUGGCAGAUCAGAGUUGUCGUGGCAGUUGUCGCAACUUUUUUAUUCCCAGGAAACUCCCACCAUUUGCCUGUGACGACAGACCAGACGAUUAAUUUUUGCUUGCGAAUUGGGUGAUGAAUUUUGCACAUGCAUGAUAGAAAAUUGAACUGUUGUUGGCAGAGGCUACUUUUCGCAUGACAGUUCACACAGCAAAAAUGCAGCCUCUGCUCACAGGGUGAGGAAAUUUCUGCCUAGAGAGGCUAACAAUAACUAUAGUAGAUAAAAUCUGAAAGUAUGAAAGAGCAUUCUGAAGGAAAUAGCUCUGUGAAAGUAAAGAUAAUUUUUGCAAGGUUUUUGUUACAUUCAAACCUAUUUUACAUGUAAGUGGCCAACCUGUAUUCAGCAACCAGUUGUUAGAUCAGUGCAAAAAAAGUUGCCAAUAAAUCAAUGUUGGCGGAGAACCUCUAUUAAACAGCCACCUCUAUCAGUUAAGUGGCCCUCACUGGCAAUCUACGCACCAUCCCAAAAAGUUAUUUUGUAUUGUCUCAUACCUCUAUUAAAUGGCCAGAAAGAACUAAAGUUGAGUUACCCUGCAAGCUAAAAGCAGUGGUUUCUCCAGGACGGACGCUACGCUACGCUACGCUACGAGUGUCCGGCCUGGAGAAACCACUGCCCACAGGGUAAAGUUAAGUUAGACUGUAUCAAAUGAUGCACAUUAUAAAUGUGACAAUUUUGUGAGUAGGGCAUUAGAAACUAAGCAGAAAAAGGAAUACAGUAGAUUGAAGGGGUGAUGAGACCCCUGAAGCCUUUCAAGAGAAGUUCAAGCCUUGAGACACAUCAGGAAUGUUUCUGAGAUUUUGAGUGCAGAUCCACCUAUUUUCAGACAGUAUUUACCAGCACUAGCCCUAAGAGAAUACAAUCAAACCUUGCUUUAUGGACACCCACUUAAUAUGGACACCUCAUUUAUUACUGACCGGACAGUUUGCUUUAUCCCUGGAGAAAAAGCCCUUAUAUUUUCUUUAGAUUGAACCUGCUUAAUACAAACACCCCGUAAAUAUGGACUUUUUCUAUGUGUCCGCUUUAACAGGGUUUGACUGUAAUAAAAACAUUUCAAUGACUGAAAACUGCAAACAGUUGUAGUUUCCCAAACACAUUUGUAUAAUUUCUUUCCUGUAAUAUAGUGGAUGUCUUUUGAAUUGUUUACCCCAUGGAAAUGAAUCUUCCACAUGUGGAUGAAACUACAACAACUUAACACCUCGCAAAAUUCUACAGUGUAGCUUUAAUUGUCUUUCAUUUUGUCAAUUUUAUUUAUUAUAGUAAGAAGAUUCUUUCACUUGGUAUCGGAUUGUUUUUAGAACACAUAAUGGACAACUUUAUCAAGAAAAUUGAUGGCAAACAGUAAGUGCAUGCAUCUAAUAAAAGUGUUUCAUGUGAUGGUAUGUAAAAUUAACCCUAAAGCCCCCAAAAGCAAUUAGAUUCACAUUUUCUUGAAAGAUAAGAUAUUCAAAUAUCCUAAGAUUUCAAAGAUUCACACAGUCUUCAAAAGUACUCGAAUUCCAUUUUUCCAAGGAAUCUUUUUUUCCAGAUUCCAAAGCCCAGGAUUCCUGAUUUUACAAGCAAAAACUCCUAGCAGUAUUCAAGAUUCCUUGAACUAAAUUCUGUAUUCCAAAGUCCAGGAUUUCGGAUUCCACAGGCAAAAAUUGCCUAGAUCCCGGAAUACGGUGUACCUUGCAUGUGUGAAACAUAUUUUACUAUAUAUUGCUAUUACUGGGGCAAAGGAUAUUGUUUGUUGUAGUAAGGAAUGAGAUUUGUUGCAUCAAGGUUCCACUACAGCCGCCUGCUAUAAUAUAAAUCUUUGACCAGUUUGACUAGCUUUCAGAAACUGUUAACUUCUAGCUCGAAAACAGCAUUCAUGGAAAACAGGCCCUACUUAAAGAUAAAUUUUAUUUUAUUUAUUUAUUUGUUUAUUUCAACAUUCGUUAUUGUGAGUGCUAUUACUGUUAAUUCAGUAGUUUGUAAUAUUUUAUGAUUUCAAAGUAUAUAUGUACUUAGCUAUAUUUGUAUAUUAGCCUGAUGUUUUACUGUGUAUAAAUAAAAGUGAUGGUGAUGAUGAUGAUGAUGAUGAUGAUGAUAAUGGUGAUGAUGAUGAAAGUGCUCAAUCUUGAUGAUCUUCGGGAAAAGGGGGAACUUCAACCCAUGUAAGAGAAUCUAAGACAGUCUAAGAUCCUGGGCUGAGUUGUUAAAAGCUGGGUUAAGAUAACCCAGGGUUAGUGCGAGAUUUGAAUACAGAUUUGAAAGCUUAACAAGCAUUUCAGUUUGAAUUCUUUUUGUCUACAAGUUGAUGAUUGGAAGCUCUAAAAAUAACAGAGAAAAUUAUCCGAGAAAAUGCUUUUGAAUACAAGAAAAAGAAACCCAGGUUAAAUUUAACCACGGUUUAAGCGCUAAUCGGGCCCUGGGCCGAGUUGUUCAAAGCUGGGUUAAGGUAACCCAGGGUUAGUGCGAGAUUUGAUUUCAGAUUUGAAAGCUUAAAAAGCAUUUCAGUUUUAAUUCUUUUUGUCUACAUUUGAUGAUUGAAAGGUCUAAAUAUAACAAAGAAAAUUUUCCGAGAAAAUACUUUUUAACACAAGUUAGAGAAACCAGGGUUAAAUUUAAUCCCGGGUUAAGCGUUAAUCGGCCUUCGAACAACUGGGCACUGGAUUCCACGCUGUGGAUUCGGGAUUCCAGGUAAUGGAUUCUAGUCUUUUUAAGUAGAACUUGGAUUCCAGAUUCUAAUCGUUAGUCAGUGGAAUUAUUCUGGAUUCCUUGAGCUGUAUUCCGGAUUCCACAAGGAAAAAAUUUCCCAGAUCUCUCUGAUUUAUUCCCUUGCAUGGAGCGAGGGACUGUGUACAGUCUAAUUCAGUGUGUAAUGGUUUAAUAGUUAACAAUAGGGUGGAUUGAAUAUGCCCAGUGCCAAUGCAAUUCCAUUCACCAGGGUUAUUGAUAAUUUAUGGUGUUUGUCUUCAACAGCAAUUACAAAAUGAUGCUGUAUUCAGCGCAUGACGUCACUCUAGCACCAAUAUUGAUGUUACUUGGUGUGCUUGAUGACAAAUGGCCCGACUUUGCUGCUGAUAUUGCAUUUGAGCUCUACAGGGAUAAGGUAUACACAGGUUAUCUGUCAAAUUUAUGGAAAUUAUCAGAAUAUUUUCAGUUGAUUAUCUAGAGUCAUUUACAAGCUUGAAAAAGUUCCGAAAUUGAGCAGAAACGUAGAAGCAACAUUAAGCGCAAAUAAGACAUAAUCAAUCAGUCAAUCAGUCAAUCAAUCAGUCAAUCAUUCUCAAGAUAUAUCUUUUAAAGAACUUUUUAUCCCUGCUGCAUUUUAUUUUUAUUUCCGCAGAAAUUUGUUGCAGUUUUUAAGUUAGAUAAAGCUUUCCCGCCAAAUUUAACAACUUAAUUACUUAAACUAAUAGAUAUAUUAAAAAUAUAUAUUUGUUUUGUUGAAUAUUUUAGGAUCGCCAGUACUAUAUAAGAGUUUUAUACAAAGGCGAGGUAAGUUUCAUCUCAUCCAACGCUGUUGCAAUUUAAGAAAUGAAAAAGUAAUGAUGAAACUUAGACCAAUUCAUGGGGUACAGCUUGUCUCGAUUGAUGCCCCCUCCCAUCAAAGGCGUGGACGGGAGUGUGGUAGGAUUAGGGUUUACCGUCGUCAUCGAGGACGACUACGAGUACGAGAUAAUGCGCGCGCGUGUUUCAGCGUUGGCGGGAAAACGUGACAGCCGUUGUCAUUCUACUAGGAGUUUUGGCGGGAAUGUCUUAGUUUUGCGGAAACAAGCGAUCAAACCUCAUCAAAUGUUAGAAGUUUCGUCAUAUUUUUUCAAUGAUAAUAACAGUGCCACCUUUUUUGGUGAAAAAAAAAAUUACAGUGAAGCUUUCAGGGGUGUCUAUUUUUUGGGAAUACGCGAAUAAAGCUUUCAGUUAAAUCUCGUCCUCGAAUCUAAAGUUCUCUAGUCUCCCACACAGUUCAAGCAGCCGUUCCUUGUCUCGUCACGUAGCAAUCGCUGCGUGACAAGUCCAAGAAUGGGUGCAUGAGAGACUGCGUAAAGAUCUAGGAAGGCGCAAAAGCAAGUAUUUAUUCUGGCCAAUCGCAACGGAGGCAGGCAAUCAAAUGAACCUAUCAAAAUGCGAAGGUACCCCAGGCGCGGGAGCGCGAGAAAACGCGCGUAUGCGAAGUUCUGUAAGCCAAUUAGUCUUUUUAAGUAGAACUUGGAUUCCAGAUUCUAAUCGUUAGUCAGUGGAAUUAUUCUGGAUUCCUUGAGCUGUAUUCCGGAUUCCACAAGGAAAAAAUUUCCCAGAUCUCUCGGAUUUAUUCCCUUGCAUGGAGCGAGGGACUGUGUACAGUCUAAUUCAGUGUGUAAUAGUUUAAUAGUUAACAAUAGGGUGGAUUGAAUAUGCCCAGUGCCAAUGCAAUUCCAUUCACCAGGGUUCUUGAUAAUUUAUGGUGUUUGUCUUCAACAGCAAUUACAAAAUGAUGCUGUAUUCAGCGCAUGACGUCACUCUAGCACCAAUAUUGAUGUUGCUUGGUGUGCUUGAUGACAAAUGGCCCGACUUUGCUGCGGAUAUUGCAUUUGAGCUCUACAGGGAUAAGGUAUACACAGGUUAUCUGUCAAAUUUAUGGAAAUUAUCAGAAUAUUUUCAGUUGAUUAUCUAAAGUCAUUUACAAGCUUGAAAAAGUUCUGAAAUUGAGCAGAAACGUAGAAGCAACAUUAAGCUCAUAUAAGACAUAAUCAAUCAAUCAAUCAGUCAAUCAUUCUCAAGACAUAUCUUUUAAAGGAACUUUUUAUCCCUGCUGCAUUUUAUUUUUAUUUCCGCAGAAAUAUUUAAUUUGUUGUAGUUUUUAAGUUAGAUAAAGCUUUCCCGCCAAAUUUAACAACUUAAUUACUUAAACUAAUAGAUAUAUUGAAAAUAUAUAUUUGUUUUGUUGAAUAUUUUAGGAUCACCAGUACUAUAUAAGAGUUUUAUACAAAGGCGAGGUAAGUUUCAUCUCAUCCAACGGUGUUGCAAUUUAAGAAAUGAAAAAGUAAUGAUGAAACUUAAACCAAUUCAUGGGGUACAGCUUGUCUCGAUUGAUGCCCCCUCCCAUCAAAGGCGUGGACGGGAGUGUGGUAGGAUUAGGGUUUACCGUCGUCAUCGAGGACGACUACGAGUACCAGAUAAUGCGCGCGCGUGUUUCAGCGUCAUUAGGGACUUUAAGAUCCAACGACGCGGACGACAACGAGAACGUAAAAAGAACAAUAGGUUUAAUUAGCAAAACAACAACUUCGCACGUGCAUCACACUUUUUUGUACGUUUCGUCCCCGUUUUUGCACGACUACGACGUGAAAAUGCCUAAUUUCGGAUUUUAUGGAGAAAGUAAACAACCAACGACGAAAUUUUAUUUCUCUUUUUGAGCUUGAAUAUGGUCCCUUGAAAUUCAACUCCAGGAGGGUUCGCCUACAAUUGACAAAGUAAGUGGGUAGGAAUAAUCGCUAUAAAGUCCUAUAAAGACUGAAAGAACGCAAAUUCACUUUUUAAGCGACGUUCUUGUCGCCGUCGCGUCGUUGGAUCUUAAAGUCUCUAUUUUGGCGGGAAAACGUGACAGCCGUUGUCAUUCUGCUAGGAGUUUUGGCGGGAAUGUCUUAGUUUUGCGGAAACAAGCGAUCAAACCUCAUCAAAUGUUAGAAGUUUCGUCAUAUUUUUUCAAUAAUAAUAACAGUGCCACCUUUUUUGGUGAAAAAAAAAAUUACAGUGAAGCUUUCAGGGGUGUCUAUUUUUUGGGAAUACGCGAAUAAAGCUUUCAGUUAAAUCUCGUCCUCGAAUCUAAAGUUCUCUAAUCUCCCACACAGUUUCAAGCAGCCGUUCCUUGUCUCGUCACGUAGCAAUCGUUGCGUGACAAGUCCAAGAAUGGGUGCAUGAGAGACUGCGUAAAGAUCUAGGAAGGCGCAAAAGCUUCACCGGCGAAAAAUGUCUGCGCAUGCUCUACUAAAAAUGACACGUGAUCUAUUUCGCGCAAUGUCAUUGGCUCUGAGGCAAAAAUGCCGGUUGAGAUGAAAAAAACAAUGGCUGUUUUUUUGACAGUGAUAGCGUUGUGGUUUUCUUGCCAUAGUAAGAGAUCAAAAAACAUUUUGGUGAAAGUUUUGAGUGGAAUGUUUUCUCUAGAAAAUGUAGCGCCUUGGAAACGGCGGACAAACCCAGUGGUGGGUAUUUGUCGGAGAUAUUGGCUUUGCAAUCGCCGGCAUGGGUGCGAAAGGCAUGCCAAAAAGGUGGGUAAUUUUGACUUUCUAUGCUUACUGUUAGUUUCGUGCACAUCGGUACAACAGGAAAUUGUAAAGAAGUGAAAGAAAAAUUAUUGGGCUUUGUUAUGUAUAUAAAUUAGCUUGUACCGCUGUGCACGGAAGCGGCAGUUGUGUUAAACGUGUGGACCGUUUUCGUACCAAAUAUCGACUUGCAUCUUUGAAGUUCAGGGACCCUCUGGAGGUCUAGUUCAGUGUAUCCUCAAACAUUCGAAUUUUUAUUUAUUAAGCUUCGCUGGCAUUUUAUGCUCAGGUUAAAGUUUCUCGCCCCACAGUCCAACACAAGAGAAAAUUGAAAGGUACAGCUGGUGGAGGGCCGUUUGAGCAACAGAAUAAUAAUCAUUAUAAUUAUAAUUAAUAGGAAGACCGCUAAAUCUAAAUCAGCGCGUUUUCUCUUUAGAAUGUGUGUCAAAUGGGACACGAUUUUGAUCGAUCGAAAGUGAAAAAAAUAGUAUUUUCCCUAGAGACCGUACAUGCAUUAUGCGUGCACAAAGUUGUUUUUUUAACUGAGAACAAAAAUGGCCCUAUCAUGUUUGGCACCUUAUAUUACAAUUUAAACUAUUUCCUGAACGUUUGCUGGAAGUUAUUCUGUACUUGUACUUAGACAUCUUUUUUAAUCAGCCAUGGCAUUAAUGUUUUCAGGUGGAUUGUUCCAUAAUAAUUUGCCCCUCUGUAUUUCACUGAGAAUUCUUUGGCUGUUAAUCUAUGUAUACGUGUAUGUUGUGCACAGUUAAUUUUGUAUCUCAGCAUAAAUAUUAUUUUUUCUUUUAUUUUUAGCAUACAUUGCCAUACACAAAAAGAACAGAAAAUUAUAAAUUAACUGCAAUAAAAAAUUGACUACAAUAUUAGAAUAAAAUUUUAUAUUAGAUGCUGAUCAGGUAUAUUUGUGAUAAUUAUGUAAAGUCUUUUUUUGUGAAAUAAUCUUGAAAAAUAGCAGGUAAUGUUCCAAAGAAGGAUAAAAGUGUAAUGAGAUCUACAUGUAAUGAUUGAAUAAAAAUGUUUUGGCUUUUCAUAAACUGAGAAUUGUCUAAAAUAAAAAGGCAGAGCUGUCAUUAGGGGCCGUAACCCAUAACACCUGUUACAGCUGAGCUCACUUGAUGUUACAGGUGAUCAAAGUGGAAAGCUGAAGGUGGUAAUUUAAAUUUUUGGGACCUGUAUUGGGUGAAUCUUCAUUUGCUAUGGCUGUUUCAAAACGUAAUGACAGCCCUGAAAAGGGAUGGUUAUAUCUCUGUAGAGAGUUCUUGGAGAUUUUUUUUUUUUUUUUACACCAGCAUACUUGCCCUCUUUGGGUCACAGAAGAUUGCUAGCAUUGGGGGUUUACCUGUACUGUGUAUUUAUUAAUUGUGAUUGAGUACUUUUAAGUUUUAUAAUAUGUAUACGCAUAAUCAGUUCUUGUUUUGCCAAAAAAUGCUUUCCAAAAUAUGGGUUUUCUUAUUUACGAUGUCAGCUAGAGCCAAAAAUUGGCACAUCAUGCUUGUUAGUUUCAGCCGGUGAGAAAUUUGGUACAUCAAGUACAAACUUGUCCAGUUUUCAAUUCCAAACCUUUGUCAAAUUCAUGGUUGCAUGAUUGAUGCAUGCACAGCAAAACAUUAAUUUUUGACAUUGUUUCAUUUUCUUCAACAAAAGACCAAUUUACAUAACUUAAAAAAAGGGUAAGAAAAUACAUGUAACUUAAAAAUAAUAUACAUUUCCUUUCUUUAAGUUCCAUCAUGAGGUCACAUAGUAUUACAUCUUUCUGAUUGUUGAGUGUUGGAUUUUCUUUUGUACAUGUAUCAAAUUCAUCCAUGAAUUGGCUCACAGGAGGCAAUGACUAUGAUCGAUAAGAGUGCAGUCAGACCCUUCAAAGUAUUAUUGUACACUGUAGCAUCCCAUCAACACUGUAGCCAGUUUCAAAUAGUAAGUUGUUCGUAAUUAAAUUUUUAUACCAUCUGGAAUAUUAAGAUAAAAAGAACUGCUGGUAAAUGAAAUUAUAAGCACCACUUUAUGGACAGCUCAUUAUUACAGACAGUUUUCUUUGUCCACAGAGAACCCAAACAGUGUAUUAGCUAAGAAAUAAUAAUUUAGAUGUACAUGUAGUAACACUGUAUUAGCUUAUAAGAUAGUUAUCUUGAGGUGUAACUGUCGCAUCCGACUCGCCUGACAAGCAAGCAUUUGACACUGGCAAUGUUAACGAUCUCUGAUUCAAAUCCCUUGUAAAACGAAUCAUAAAGAAACAGGAACACAGGUUCUUACAUCUUAUGUUAUUAGCUACUACAGCAUAAAUGCAUCUUAGAAUUAUUCCAUUGGCUAAUACAGCAUUUGAGUUCACUGUGUCCAGUCUUUGGGCCGUAGCAAAAGGGGACUGCUCUACAAUGUACACUGUAGCUGUAAGCAAAGUACCAAGCUUUUUGAGAAAAAUCCACUUUUCAGCAUAAAACAACCAAAUCUGGCUAUUUAAUGCAAAAUCAGGUGAAAAAGUCAGCAAAAGGCGAUUUGUAGGUUUUUUGAUUAAGGGAUAGGUAGCAUGAUGGUCAUGGACCGCUUGCAUGUGUAUAUCCAACAGUGUUUAUUUACUGUGCAAUAUCAGGGCUGUCAAAAAGUUUUUAAGUAGCAGGCUCAUAAUAAAAUAAUAGUAGGCGGCUUUGGAACUCGCACCAAAGGAUUUUGUUAGAGUCUCAGUAAUGUCCCAGACCUUCCACGACAUUGCACCGUUCUAAUGUUUCACAGAUCUAAUUACUGUUUAAAUAUGCAUUCAAUGUGAUUCAAACCUGGGAAAAACCUUACAGGAGUUUAAAGUUUGGAGUAAACUUUUAGUCUUCAUGAAAUUUUAGUUGGAUCAUGUUGAUGAAUGCAGUUGUGUAGGAUAUGCAGUUUCCUAUUUUGAUCUUCUGUCAGAAUUAUGAGAGAACUCUCAAAUACAGAUCUCAUUCAAACAUUAUAGUUUCAUUGUAAUUAUCAUUUGUUUCUUUUCCUAUAAACUUCUCAUCAGGUCUACAUUUUGCAUGAAUUUAAUGUGAUAUAUAUUUGAAGCGGUUGUUGGUUUACAGUGAAGUAUUUUUCACUUUUUUUUUUUUUAUAUGAAGUUGAGUUUCUUCUUAGUUGUUGGCUAAGGCAGUGUUGAAGUAGUGACAUGCUAACAUACUUUAUUGUUCAUUUCUCUUCAGAAAAGAUUGAUUGAUCCUGAAUCAAACAAAGUGCAGCUUCACAAACAAGAUUUUUGAAGAACAAAUGUGUAUUCAAGCAAAGUAUAUGUCCCUGACAGUGUCAAUAAAAUUUAUUAAUGGAAAGAUCUGGGUUUUUACUCCUUUGUAGCACUUUUGACUACUCAUCACUUUUCUAACCUAUAUAGUAAAAAGAUCAUAUAGUAUAAUCAGUAUUUUUUCCAACUAACAUAUUUGCAAUCAAAGUUCUCUUCUUUUAUAUAUAGUAUUGCCCUAAUUUUAAAAAUUUCAUUAUCUUAUUCAGAUCAAGCACAGUAACCAUUGAAAAGAAAAAAAGAAAAAAAAAACCUGCUCGGUCAUAGACGGCUUUAAAGUUUUGAUAUUAAAAUUGCAAUGAAAAGAACAUGAAUGCAGACACUACAGUUCAUUUAGCUCAUGUUCAAGCUUUUUUUAUAAAUUAGAAAGUCUUGCUGGAGAAGACAUAAUUUUGCUUUAUCUUUUCGGUAAAAAAAGUAAUAAAAUAACUUCCAGGUGUCUAAGCAAUUUCAAAGGACCCAUAGUGUCUUAUUUCUCCGCUGCAUAGAGCUGUGAACAAAGGCCGUUCUUUCUAGUGACCCGGCUUUCAUCAAAAAUAUUGUUGUCCUUCGUGAUCGUGAAGAGUGCAAAGUUGAAUCCGGUAAACCGGCCAAAACGCGAGCAUCGCAGGGAACGAAUCCCAUAGGAAUAGGUGAAAAAGGAUAAUAAAAAGUCUAGGCUAUUCUAAAAAUAUCCGUAUAUGCAUUUGCAACUCAUAUUAAGCCGCAAUUUCACUUCUUUCCACUGGAAUAAACAAACGAUGGAUGUAUUGCCGCCAUUUUGAAUUUGGCAAUGUCACGUGGUCGCGCGUCGACCAAUCAGACAAUUUUCGCCGGUGAAGCGCAAAAGCAAGUAUUUAUUCUGGCCAAUCGCAACGGAGGCAGGCAAUCAAAUGAACCUAUCAAAAUGCGAAGGUACCCCAGGCGCGGGAGCGCGAGAAAACGCGCGUAUGCGAAGUUCUGUAAGCCAAUUAGUACCCCCCAACAAUGCAAAGUGAAAGAAAAACUGUGAAAGUAAUGAGAAUCUAUGCCCAAAACAACCCCUUAAAGCGAAUGGAAAAUUGUUUCCAGUUAUUCAAAACUAAUGUUAGUUAAUUUGUUCUCCUUGUGUUUUUGUCAGGAAAAGGUUCUUCCAGGAUGUUCGGGUCCUCUGUGUCCAUUAAACAAGUAAGUUAUGAAAGUUAUGCUAACAAGUUUAAUCAUCCGCAAAGCAAGACAAAAUGACUUUCCCAGGCACUAAAAGAGGGUCUUCUUGUCUUUCAGAUUCAAGGAGUUGGUCUCCGAGUAUUUUAUAGACAACUGGGAAGAAGAAUGUAAAGUUACUUUGACAAAUUAAAAUGACUUGAGUGCGCACCGUUAAAGAGUGAAGUAAAUGCACAUAACAAUGAAUAAUCAGUAAAAAAUAACGAUGUAGAGGUAGCACAUCCACUCCGUGGUUCUUCGUCUACCUGAUUCCUGGUCGAAUUGGAAUUUGGAAGUGUCGGUGAAACAGUUAGGUUUCCUGUUCAAUUUGUCGAAGGUUAUCAGUGACAUGCAAUGAUGGUGUUGGCGAUGAUGGCGAUGUUGAUUACCGGGACACAAAUAAGGCUUGUAAUGAAAAGAAUGGUAAAGGUAAUGACGGCCAUCUUAGUAUUGUUGGGUGA
Messenger RNA from Porites evermanni, 16305 nucleotides. NCBI's taxonomy places the organism in Eukaryota, Metazoa, Cnidaria, Anthozoa, Scleractinia, Poritidae. The record is from the annotation of a GenBank genome assembly.